Molecule: messenger RNA, 1080 nt
Organism: Mixia osmundae IAM 14324
Lineage: Eukaryota; Fungi; Basidiomycota; Mixiomycetes; Mixiales; Mixiaceae
Exons: 6
Coding region: 1-1080 (359 amino acids)
Biological process (GO): protein sumoylation; double-strand break repair via homologous recombination
Cellular component (GO): nucleus; Smc5-Smc6 complex
Molecular function (GO): SUMO ligase activity; zinc ion binding
Source: RefSeq, a predicted model, not a curated record
AUGCCACGGCUCACAAGACGGAGUGAAUCCUUAGAAGCUGGUGCGGCGGGUCCGUCGACGGGGCCAUCAGCUAGCAAGGCACGCAAGACUACCAGUGGACGACGAAUCGUGCCCGACGAAGAGGAGCAGGAUGGGCCCUUGCCUCAUGACCAGCAAUCCCGGGGCCAAGAGCUAGACGAGGAAAUCAAUGAGGAUGCGAUCGCUGGCAAGAUCGAUCCAGAAUGGUUGGACAGACCUCUGGACAGGCGUGUUGCAGGCAUCAAGCUACAAGCAUUGAUAGCAGCCUAUCAUCGCCUCGACAGCACCGCCAAUUCUGUCACGGAACGCUACGUGGAUGCCGUUGCGACCCUCUGCGAAGCCCACGGGCCGACGACCACGAAUGACUUAUCGAGCGACGUCGAAGAGCGCAAAGAGGCUACUGCAGCCACAGUUGACGCGGAGAUUCAACGGGCAGAUCGGCAGAUCAGGAAGUUCGUCGAUGCGACGAUGCAGCUUCGAUUCCAACGGGAUGCAGUCAAGGCAGUGUCGCAGGAGCUUGAUAGUGGUCGACCGGUCAUCAAACCCGGGGCGAAGUAUGAGGCUAUGAUCUCAAUUUCGUCGGCCGCAUACGACGCUAAGACGCCCCGCCGAAGAUACCUAGAAGCUCAACACUGGCAAAACUUUCGCAAGAAUGUGUGGGAACGCCUACACGAAGAGGCGAUGCCUAAUCUCAAACAGUAUCUCCCGCCCGAGACUGGCGACGAAGACGACAGUGACAGUGACGUCGAGCUGGGCGCUUCCAAGCAAAACUUUGUUUGUCCGAUAACGCUGAGACCCCUACUCGAUCCCGUCACAUCAGACAAGUGCGGCCACUCUUAUGAUCAGAAGGGCAUUCGAGAGUACCUUACUCAAAGCGAUCAUCGAGGACGACCAAAAGAAUGCCCCACAUCUGGCUGCAAUCAGAUGAUUACCUUGCACAACCUAUCGGCUAACCGCGACCUCGCUCGCCGAGCAGCUAAUUGGGAGCGCCAGGACACCAACCGCGAGGAGACCUCAGUCAAUGACAACAAGUAUCAUGACAUCGACAGCGAGACCGAAUAA